AUUUAAUCAAUUGUUACAACUUUUAAAAGGCUUUACAAAAACACAUACUUGAUUCAUAUUUGAUAAUACGGUAACAGUGAUCCUUGUCCAUUUUCAGACCUUGAUAUACAAAUUAUCAUGGGAGGAUAUGAGCAUUACAGACUUUGCAAUAGACAAUGCGAAAACACCUUUAUUUCUAAGAAAUAAGCGGGCCCGGAAAUACGUUGAUACCGGAAGUGUCGAAAUGGGUGAUUUAUCCUCAAGUAAUGAUGAUAUUAAAACGAUUGGUAAACUAGGCAGGAGAUUAAUCCGUCGAAAGAAAUUGAUUCAAUGGCGGCGAUGGAUUAUAGAUAUGCAAUUUGCCUUAGCUCUAUUUGGCAUUCUGUUAAUGAUAAUAGAAACUGAAUUAUAUAUCGCCGAUCACAUAAGUAAAGCUGGUGUUGUCUCGUUCUACAUUAAACUUAUUAUAUCUAUAAGUACUGCUUGCCUUCUUAUUGCCAUAUGGAUUGGUUAUUAUCUUGGAGCACAGAUACGAUCAGUAGAUGCAGGAGUUAAAAACUGGUUGUCAGUUAUGACUACCUAUACAUGGUGUGCUCUGGCGUUUGAACUGUUUUUAUGUGCAAUACAUCCAUUUCCGGGAGACAUAAAAUCGAACUACAAAUCACCUUACGGUGUAAAAAGGAAAGUAAGUAUUGAUGCAGUUGCUUCAAUUCUUAUGUUGACAAGACUUUAUUUAGUGGCGAAGUUUGCUGUUGUACACAGCAUGCUUUUGACAGACACAUCCACAACCAGCAUUGGAGCUUUAAGCCGAGUUAAGAUUAAUACAAUGUUUGUAUUUAAAGCUGCCAUGUCCAAAAAACCCGGAAUACUUCUUAUGUUGGUGAUGGUCUGUACCUUUUUGUGUAACAGUUGGGCAAUGCGAACAUGUGAACUAUAUUAUGAAAAGAAUAGUGAAAAGAAUAGUUAUCUUGAGAUCAUGUGGCUGGUGGCAAUAACAUUCCUGACGAUAGGGUAUGGUGACAGGACUCCACAGAGUUAUUGUGGAAGAUACAUUUCCAUUGUAACUGGAAUCAUGGGCGUUAUAACAACUGCUUUACUUGUUGCUAUUAUUACACGAAAAUUGGAACAAACAAGGGCAGAACGAUAUGUCUUUAAUUUCGUUAAUAGACUGCAAAACGAAAAUAAAAAGAAAACCGCAGCGGCCAAUGCAAUAAAAGCACUUUUAAGAAUAUCUAUUUUGAAAAAAUACGGAAAAGAUUAUAUCAAAGAAAUUCGAAAUUACGAAGACAAGCUUAAACAGCGUCUAAAGGAAAUGAGGACAGCUAUGGGUGAUAAAUACCAUAUUGGUGACGAGGCUGUAGGAAUGGUAGAUAUUGCACACGAGGUUAGCAAAAUAGAGGAUAUCAUAGUACGAAAUGCUAGUAAAACCGAUGGAGUUAAUAACAGGGUUGCUUCCCUUGAACUACGUUUAGAUUCUAUAGACAAAAAACUUGACAUCAUAUCAAAAAUACUUGUGAAAUGAAACAAUUGAAGUGAAAUUUUGGGUUAGAUAUGUGUUAUUGUUUUAGUUACAAACAUAGAGUUUAUAGUGAAAAAGUUGGAAAGUCAAUCUGUAAUAAUACAUACAGUACUAAAAAAUAAUAAUAUCUUUUAACCAACGGUUAACAUAACUUUGAACAGGGAAAUACACAAAUACAGUACUAGUUCCGACAAUUUACAUAGGUGGUAGAGCGAGUUACGAAGAUAUCCAGAGAGAGGAAAAUAGUUCUACGAAAUGCACAGAUUAAAUCUCAAGUUCUCUGUACUUGUGCUGCCAAAUAUCUAUAAAGAACAAUAAUAGCAGAACUUUAAAAUCAGUCAAAAGCGUUCACCGUGAUAUACUGCUUGAUUGAUAAGACAUCGAUUAACGAUUGCAUACAUUGCCAAACAAAAAAAAGAAAAAAAAAGAACUGAUGUUCAUUCAUAGCGAUUUGAUCUAGAAAUAAAGUCAUCCAUUGUCCACAUCAUACCUAACCGCUUUAUAAAAAAGGUUUCAUUUCUAGUUAAAAAUUACAUUCAUAAAUAUCCAUUGGAUAACAUAUGCUUGAGUUUGAAUACACAAUAAUACACUAACAUGUGACAAGCUGGUACACGCGCACAAGAUCAAAGUAUAGUCUGUGAAUAUCGUUUUCAUGAAAA
Molecule: messenger RNA, 2157 nt
Organism: Mytilus trossulus (common blue mussel)
Lineage: Eukaryota; Metazoa; Mollusca; Bivalvia; Mytilida; Mytilidae
Product: small conductance calcium-activated potassium channel protein 2-like
Exons: 2
Coding region: 128-1501 (457 amino acids)
Biological process (GO): potassium ion transmembrane transport
Cellular component (GO): plasma membrane; neuronal cell body; neuron projection
Molecular function (GO): calmodulin binding; small conductance calcium-activated potassium channel activity
Source: RefSeq, a predicted model, not a curated record